AUGCUACAAAACCAUCCACGACAAAUGUUCACUCACCAACUAUACCAAAUUCCCCUCCCCUCCAUAUAUUCUUCAUUCACUCAAACCCAAACUGUAUUUCAAACCUCAAUCUCCAUUUCAUCUCUUUCUCAAGAAACGACAAUGAAAUUCAGGCCCAGAAGACCAAAAUCAAAACAACCACCACUCCUAUUCUUUCUCAUUCUCUUCCUCUUCUCACUACCCGCUCCAUCAUCAUCGUCCAGUCACGCCAAAUCAACCACCACCAUCGCCCACCAAUUCAAAGAAGCCCCUGAAUUCUACAAUUCCCCAGAAUGCGCCUCCAUCACCGACACCGACGACAACGUUAGCAGCGACCAAAACAGCGACAUAUACAUCUGUUCCGAGGAAGUAGUCCACGUGGCAAUGACGCUGGAUAUAACAUACAUCCGAGGAUCCAUGGCGGCGAUCCUUUCGGUCCUCCAACACUCCUCCUGCCCCCAAAACAUAUUCUUCCACUUUGUCUGCUCCUCCAGCGCGUCCCUCCUACGCGCCGCCAUCUCCAACUCCUUCCCCUACCUCAAGUUCCACCUCUACACCUUCGACGACUCCCAGGUCUCGGGGCUCAUCUCCACCUCCAUUCGCUCAGCGCUCGAUUGUCCCUUGAACUACGCGCGCUCCUACUUGCCCAACCUUCUUCCACUGUGCGUGCGGCGCGUGGUGUACUUGGACUCCGACCUUAUCCUCGUUGACGACAUUGCCAAGCUUGCAGAAAUCCCAUUGGGGGAAAACUCGGUCCUCGCUGCCCCUGAAUACUGCAACGCCAACUUCACCGCGUAUUUCACCUCAACGUUCUGGUCCAACCCUUCGCUCUCGCUCACCUUCGCAGACAGGAAGCCCUGCUACUUCAACACGGGGGUGAUGGUGAUCGAUUUGGAGCGGUGGCGAGAGGGGGAUUACACCACCAAAAUCGAGGAAUGGAUGGAGCUGCAGAAGAGGAUGAGAAUCUACGACUUGGGUUCUCUUCCACCCUUCUUGCUUGUCUUUGCUGGGAACAUCGCUUCCGUGGAUCACAGGUGGAACCAGCACGGUCUCGGCGGUGAUAACUUUCGUGGACUCUGCAGAGAUCUGCACCCUGGCCCUGUUAGUCUCUUGCAUUGGAGUGGCAAAGGUAAACCCUGGGUUCGAUUGGACGCUAAUAGGCCUUGCCCUCUGGACGCGCUUUGGGCACCCUAUGAUCUCUUAAGAACUCCCUUUUCUUUGGAUUCUUGA
This is a messenger RNA of Sphenostylis stenocarpa, 1248 nucleotides long. The record is from the annotation of a GenBank genome assembly. NCBI's taxonomy places the organism in Eukaryota, Viridiplantae, Streptophyta, Magnoliopsida, Fabales, Fabaceae.